Episyrphus balteatus (marmalade hoverfly) is the source of this 2092-nucleotide messenger RNA. It is a transcript of the gene RSG7, whose product is annotated as regulator of G-protein signaling 7. Bases 571 to 2064 code for a protein of 497 amino acids. The record is from RefSeq and is a predicted model, not a curated record. The transcript has 7 exons. Lineage: Eukaryota; Metazoa; Arthropoda; Insecta; Diptera; Syrphidae. Gene Ontology annotation, biological process: G protein-coupled receptor signaling pathway; regulation of G protein-coupled receptor signaling pathway; intracellular signal transduction.
UUGACAUUUUAGACAUUUCGCUGAACUUGAGGCACGAUAAAAGGAUAUUUUUUUUUGCUCCUCUUGCGAAGAAAUAUUUAAUAAAAAAAAAGAAAAGAACUGUUUGCUUUUCAGUUCCUGUUUUUUCUAUAUUUAAGUUUUAAUUCUUUUAAUAAAAAUAAUUAAGAAAAAAAAAACUGUGUCUUGUUCUAAAAAAAAUCUAAGAUAUUGAAAUUGAAUUAGAAACAAAAAAAAAAGUAUAUUGAUAAAAUCGAAAGACAGAAAAAAGUCCUUUUUGCCAUAUAGUGAAGUUAUUCAGGACACAACCUCCAUAUUAUUUUUUUCUAUUUUCCUGGAGAAUUUUUUUUUGUGAUUUUAAUCAAACUCGUUGUGAAAAAUUAGUGAAAAAAUGAAUUAAUUGACAAAAUGACUUUAAGGAUUGAGGAUAAUUAAUUUUCCUUAUCAAGGAAAUUAUUGGCUUUUAUAAUUUUUCUACCUUUCCUGUUAAGUUUUUUUUUUCAUUGCCUUUUGAAAUCUAAAAUAAAGUGUGCGCGAUUAGAGGGGUGGAUACAUUAAUUUCAAAAGAAAAACAUGGUAACAAUGACCUCCGAACUGGAUAAGAGUCAUACAACACAAUCGAAGACAGCCUCAUGUUCAGCUAAUACAACUAUAGCAACGUGUUCUGGAGGUGCUGCCGCAGGAGCAGGAUCUGCUGGAGGACCGAGUGGCAGUAGUUGUAACGUUUUAAAUAAAAGUUCUCUCAACAAACGGAACGAGGAUGCUCCAAAUAUUUUGGUUUACAAAAAAAUGGAAUCUGUUAUCGAGAAGAUGCAAGCUGAAUCAACUGGUGUUGCUGUGCGAACGGUGAAAGCGUUUAUGAGCAAAGUUCCAUCGGUAUUUUCGGGGGCGGAUCUUGUAGCGUGGAUUUUGAAGAAUUUCGAUGUAGAUGUAACGGAGGGGCUGCAUUUUGCCCAUCUAUUGGCAUCACAUGGUUAUAUAUUUCCUAUUGAUGAUCAUGCAUUAACGGUGAAGAAUGAUGGCACAUUUUACAGAUUCCAAACACCUUAUUUUUGGCCAUCAAAUUGUUGGGAGCCAGAAAAUACAGAUUAUGCUGUUUAUCUUUGCAAACGCACAAUGCAAAACAAAACACGCCUUGAAUUGGCCGACUAUGAGGCUGAAAAUUUAGCAAAACUUCAAAAGAUGUUUUCUAGAAAAUGGGAAUUCAUUUUUAUGCAGGCGGAAUCUCAAAGUAAAGUUGCAAAAAAACGUGACAAACUUGAACGCAAAGUCUUGGAUUCACAAGAACGCGCCUUCUGGGAUGUCCAUCGUCCAAUGCCUGGAUGUGUGAAUACCACCGAAAUAGAUAUUAAGAAAGCCUAUCGUCGCGGUGGCUCUAGUCAUGGUACUGGGUCAGCUGGUGCAUCGUUAGCUAAAAAUCCUGUAGAGCAAUUUAGUCGUAUUAUUGCAUUGCGAAGGCAAAAGCUCGAAAGACGCACAAUCAAAGUAUCAAAAGCUGCUGAAUCAUUAGUUUCUUACUACGAACAAUAUAACGAAUUUGAUAAUUUCAUAACAGAAUUGCCAAAUCCAUGGCAAACGGAUAAUGCUGAAAUUUGGGAAGCUGAAAAAUUCACGAAAGAGGUACCUCUUCGUCGUGUCAAACGUUGGGCAUUUAGUUUACGUGAACUUCUGAACGAUCCUAUUGGUCGAGAGCAAUUUACAAAAUUUCUCGAAAAAGAAUAUUCAGGAGAGAAUUUAAAAUUUUGGGAAUCCGUACAAGAAAUGAAGGCACUACCACAGUCUGAAAUCAAAGAAGCAAUAAAUAAAAUCUGGAUAGAAUUUUUGGCACCCGAUGCCCCAUGUCCAGUUAAUGUUGACUCCAAAUCAGUUGAGUUAGCCCGUGAAGCUGUCAACUCGCCACAGGGUCCGAAUCGUUGGUGUUUCGAUGUAGCUGCAUCGCAUGUGUAUCAUCUAAUGAAGAGUGACUCCUAUUCAAGAUACUUACGUUCCGACAUGUACAAAGACUAUUUAAAUUGUUCCCGAAAGAAAAUCAAAUCAAUUCCGAAUUUAUUCGGAGUAAAACGUUAAAAUAAAAUAAAAUUUAAUAAAAAAAGUA